AUGGAUAAUUUUUUCACUUUUGACUUUUUCCAAUCUGGACUCGCCGCUGACGGUACCAUGAUAUUACCAGAGAAUGGACUAUCGUUAUCCUUUGCUCCUAACAGCAACACAGGAUCUUCAAGUACUGGUCCCCACAAUAUACCAUUCCUCUCAAGCGAUCUCGAUCUCCUUAUUGAACCAGUAGUUCAUGCCGAAUCGUCUUUCUGCACUUCCCCAGGUUUGGGUCGAUUAAACACUACACUAUUCACCGAGUCGCAUGUAGGAGUCACUCCUAAUAUCGACUCCUACUCAUUCUCUUCCAACACAACCACUCAAAACCGUGCGCAACAAGCAUCAACAUCGUCACACACCUUUAAUCCCCCACCAUAUCCCACCGGUUUUCAAGGUUUUGAAGACAUUGACUCCUCGUCUUGGUCGUCUCACAAUUUCUUUCCCCAAAUCAGCACAGAAUACGUGCCGACUGCCAAUCCACGCAGCGCCUUUCCCGAAUGUAUCAUUCAAACACCCACAGCAACUUCUGGGGCGACUUACCCACCAACCAUUGAUCAGGCGUCAUCGAGCAGACACCAAUCACAGUUGCUCACAAACUAUGGCGAAUAUACAUCCGCGGACGUGGCUGAUGGCUAUCCAUCAACGUCUUCCACGGGGAAUGCCCCUACAAGUGUGCAAUGUGAUCGAUACGCCAAUAUCGUUCACGGUGGAAUCUGGUACGCCGACACAGACCCAUCCGCACAGGUGGCGAAAACCCUGACGAGGGUAGACAACAAAGAUAACAAACGAAAACAACAGUUGAUUCCAACGCUUGAAAGCGUUGAACAACUGGUGCCGUAUUUUCACCCUGGGAGCCAUACGAGCCUCCCAGGAAGUUCGAGCAGCAGUUUCCACUCCUAUAUCGGAGAAGAGGAAACACAUAUUGGAGGAUCCACGCAGUGGACAUUGAACCGCGAAGCGGGCUCCGGGGGCGACCCCGUUGAGCCUUUCGCCGGGCCCACACACAGAGAUGGAGGGAUGAAAAGCCAUCGCUCUAUCACGCACAAUGGCGACAGGAAAGUCGCGAGCGCUUCCACAUAUUCUCGGAAGCGAAGAUUGUUGACGGUUGACAACGAUGAGUAUGCACAACGCACCUUUCAUUGUUCUUCUCAAUAUCUAAAUUCCAUCUCCUCCCUUCUCACACUGUUCCAGCAGCCAAUCCUCGCCCGCCGCGAAACGUCCCCGAAGAAGGUUGCCACGGGACGACCAAAAGGCAGGUGA
This is a messenger RNA of Psilocybe cubensis, 1251 nucleotides long. RefSeq lists its product as uncharacterized. The record is from RefSeq and is a predicted model, not a curated record. NCBI's taxonomy places the organism in Eukaryota, Fungi, Basidiomycota, Agaricomycetes, Agaricales, Agrocybaceae. The transcript has 7 exons. Bases 1 to 1251 code for a protein of 416 amino acids.